ACAAUGUUUGGUAGGCAAAUCAUCUCGAAGUGUUAUUUAAAGCACGUCUCAUAGUGUUUCGUUGAACCAGAUUUAUUUAACGUAUGUAUUUUCGUUUACUAUGAGAAAAAGAAAACGACAUAUGUUGUUUUUCGUUUUGCUAGUAGCUGCUAGCCAGUAGACGUGAUUAGCUGGACGUUAAGGGGAGCUAACGCCACCGUUAGACAAUAUAAGAAGAUCGUAGAUCGUUAUUUUGAUGACUCAAAGGAAAUCCAAACGCCUGUGCGUACGGUCUUAAACCGGGAAAUGAUGAAGGCGGUACUAGCAGUGUCGUGGCGCCCCGUUGCUGUCCACGUCUAGUCUUAUCUGUGUUUAACGUUGCCAUAUGAGCCAGGCCACGUCCCCGCGGGCGUACUUCUACGACUACUGGACGAAUUGCUGAGAAGAUGCCGAGUGUGCGGAAGGGGAAGCAGAGUAAAUACGCGUAGAAAUGUGAAAAACCCUCGAACCUUUAUGACUGUGUGUGUACUUUUUGCGUUUCCGUGCAGUCGCCGCAUAUUGUCCACGGUAUGUCAGGUACACGAAUGCGUUGCUUUGCAUCGGGGGAAUCCUCACAUUGAUCUCGGCUGGCUGCGGUAAAUAAAUCUGUGGUAACGUUGGACUUUUUGUGCUUUGACAUGAUUGGGUUUGGUGCAAACCGACGGGGAGGCCGCCUCCCGUCAUUUAUCCUCAUAUUUUUGAUGCUUAUUAUCGCCAUACUCUCUUUCAACUACUGGACGGUGUCCAACAAGCACGGCCGCUUGCUGGACGAGCUGGCCGAGAUUCAAACGCAGAUGCAGCGCUCGGACGCGGCGCGGAGCCGCUUAGAGAAGCGGAACACGGAGCUGAUGGUGCAGGUGGACACACACAGGAAGCAGAUCGACCAGAAGGAUACAGACUACAGCGUCAUGGAGGACAAGCUGCAGGCCCGAGAGGUGCUCGUGAAAAAGUGCUCUGAUGAAAAGAUGAAGCUACAGAGUGACGUCACAGCCCAAAUGACAGAAAUACAGAGACUGAAAGAGCAGCUGAAGGAGCUGAAGCAAGAGUUCAUGAAGCAAGAAGAGCAGUUAAGAGAUGUGAAGAGAAAUAGCUCAACGCUGGAGAAGAGGUUGGAGUAUGAGAGUUUACAGUGUGGACGUCAGAUCGCACAACUGAAACAAGAAUACGAAGACGCUAAAAGAGCUCUAGAGGAGGAAGCUUCAAAGCAGAAACUGGCUGGAAUAAAUGUCCAAAAGGGUGAACUGGCAGAAAGGCGUGCAGGUGCAGCACCUGGUGUGGAUGCAGCGAGAGAGCGCCACACAGUGGCCACUCACCGACACGACAGACAGUCGGACCUGAAAGGUGGAGUCGAUGAAAUGGGUAAACCUGGCAGUGAUGCUGGCAUGCCUGGGAUUGAAGACAGCGAGGUUGGAAAAAUGGAUGAAGUUCAGUUUGCCUUGAAGAAACCCGCCAUCACUCAGAAGCACGACGAGGGCCCUGAUGCAGCUGGCGCUGAACCCGGACUCGGAGCAGCUGACGGUCCUGGAGGCCAAGGCUUGUCUCUUGACCAACCCAGGCUCCAGCAGGACAGACUGGAGGCCCAAGCAGUGGGGGUUGCCCCCCUCAGCCUCAACAAGCAGGCAGACAACCCAGUGGCGUUGGAAGAACACAACAAAGUCGCCAUCAAGGCGGACGAGCUGGGAGAGCAGCAACGACAAAUCCAAGUUCCUGAUAUUGUCAUGGGUGACCGGGAACACCUGAAGAGGAUCCCUCUGCCUCAGGAUAACGCCCAGGUGCCCAAACCCCUCCAGCCGCAGCGGGCUAAAGACCAAGUUCCUGUAGAGCAACUGCGUCAUCGCCAAAGCCGGUUCUUUGAUGAGAACGAGUCCCCAGUAGAUCCGCAGCACGGCUCUAAGCUGGCGGACUACAAUGGGGACGAUGGGAACGUUGGUGAGUAUGAGGCUGACAAGCAGGCCGAGCUUGCCUACAAUGAGGAAGAGGAUGGUGAUGGUGGGGAGGAAGACGUUCAAGAUGACGACGAUCGUGAAGUCCAAGGAGAGCGAGCUGUGGAUUAUGGGAAAAGACAUCAAGUCAAUGACAUUCUCUGAAUGGGAACUCAUGCAGCUAUAACUUAUUAAAAACAUUCAGACCUCCGUCUAUUACCGAGGUCCCUUUUGACCCAGUAGUUUAAACGUCACUGUGUUUAAGAUUUAUUAGAGUGCAUCCACAGUUUCAUGGACUAUUUUGAGACAUAGUAACUAAUGGAUUACGUCAGAAUAAUUCAACAUAAUACAAAGAAAAUACUCCGUUCUCCUGAGCUGCUACAGAUUUGCUAAUAGUUUUAAGUUAUGACAGAGGAAAUGUACUGUACAUUGACUGUUGAGAUUUGGUACUGGAUAACUGCUUCGGUUCUUUAUGAAGUAGUUUACGAUGCUCACCUCUGAACUUUAAAGUCAUCGUUUGUUUAAGCACUUUCUGAUUUUCAUCUGCUCGAUAUGAAGAAAGACUUUAAAGAAUGGUCUACUGGUGUUUAUCACAGACUCUAACGGCCUUCUGCCACUAACAAGCUGGUAGAAUCCAUGCAUUCAAGACUUUUGUUUUACAGGAUUGGGAAUUUCAUUUGCCUCGGGAUCUGCUCAUGGUCUAUUAAAUCUUUCUUUUCUGACAGAGACUCAAAAGUGUUUGUCAUUUAGUUUUUAAAUGCCGUCGCAUGCAUUAGAAUGUUUUUGGUAAUCGAACUGAACAACAGUCUGUUGCCUUAGCAAUAAUUUAAAUGGUGUUGGCAUCCUUUUCAAAAUGACCGACUUCACACACGCUUCCGUCAGAGGCCUCCUGAACUGUUGUUGAACUGUUAUCUGUUACCUUUUUGGGAUUUUUGUGAGCCUGAAAUUGGGUGUUUGUGCAACCCGUGAAAAGAAAAUCUCAUGGAAAGGCAGUGAAUGUAAAUUUUAUUAAAGGUGAAGCUUCA
Nothobranchius furzeri (turquoise killifish) is the source of this 2965-nucleotide messenger RNA. RefSeq names its product golgi membrane protein 2 (gene golm2). NCBI's taxonomy places the organism in Eukaryota, Metazoa, Chordata, Actinopteri, Cyprinodontiformes, Nothobranchiidae. The record is from RefSeq and is a predicted model, not a curated record.